AUGACAUUGAAUAACAACGGAGUGAAAUUGAUAAUUUUCGAUAAAGAUGGAACACUUUUGGAUUUUCACAAAAUGUGGCUACCGUACGCCGAGAACACUGUGCAAUUGCUCGAAAAAGCGACGAAAUUGAACGUGGGACCAGCUGUUUAUAAAACACUGGGUGUCGAUAUUUUGGCGGGGAAGGUGAGAUUUUUUGAGCUUCUGGGAUUGAAUUACUUUCUCUCUUCUUUUUUGCGUCAUUCUUUGCGCCAAAGAUAUUUUUUCUCAUCUUGAAUACAUUAGGAACGGAUGAAAUUUCAUGAUGGGAAUAGAAUUUGAUUUUUGCUUGUGGUUUGGGUGAACUAUGGCGAUUAAAAGAGAAGAGAAGAAAGAGGGAGGGUGGGAAAAUUUGAAUUUGGAAAUAGUGCGUGAUGACGUGGAAUUUAACAAUUCUGUGAAUUUUGCAGGUUUCAAUGGGCGCAUUGGCCGAAAAAACGUUGACCGGAAUUCGUGAAGAUGUUUCGCUAACUCUCCAAACUUUCGGAAUCAAUCCGACCGAAGCCGAUUCGAUUGUUCAGGGUUGUGUACCAGAAGCGUCGCCAGGUCAAAUGGCGCCGGUUUGUGAUUUGCCGAAACUGUUCGAGGUUUUGAAGAGUAUGGGAAUUUUGAUUGCCGUUUGUACAGCUGAUUCACGGUGAGUUGAGAAUAUUUCAAUUUUCGAAAUUUCCUCGAAAAAUUUAAAAAAAAAAUGGAAAAUAAAACACGCAGCGCGUGACCGCAACGCUUUACUAUUUUGUGUUUUCAGUUCAAAGUUUAGAUUUGGUCUCACCAAAUUAUCUCCCCCAACCACAUGACUCCCUUUUUUGUCAUCACCAAUCUCUUUUCUUUUGUGCAGAGCAGCAACAAUAGAUCAAAUGAACAAAUUAGGCGUGACACGUUUCUUGGAUGACGUAGUUUGUGGAAAUGAUGUUGGAAUUGUGCCAAAACCGUCGCCACAUUGUGCAAUUCAAAUAUGCAAACGAUUGAAUGUGGAAUUGAAGGAGGCGCUGAUGGUCGGCGAUACGAUUGCUGAUUUGAAGAUGGGAAAAGUGGCGGGACUUCGUGCAAGUGUUGCUGUUAUGACUGGUGUUGGAACUAGAGAUACUUUGAAAGAAUAUUCCGAUUAUUUUGUGAGUUAUCGCAAGUUUUUGCGGAUUUUUCUCGGAAAAAGUGUUCGGUGGUUGCAUUUAAACCCCUCGGAAAAUGACAUUUUAGAAAUUAGAAACAGUAGAUUUUUUGAAUAAUACAUGCUACGUGGAAAUUUUCUACAAACUCUCUAAUCUGAGCAAUAGUUUCGAGAAAAAAUUAAAUUUUUUAUUCAGAAUUUAGCCUAAAUUCAGAUUUCCCAAAACCUUAUAAUGUAGUAAAAACUACAUUUUCUAAUCUCAAAAAUAUUUUUUUUUAAAUGUAUUUUACAGCUCGACGAUGUCAGUGGAUUGCCUCAACUAAUUUCAAAAUUCGAAGACACAAAAAGAGGUUGA
This is a messenger RNA of Caenorhabditis angaria, 1499 nucleotides long. The record is from the annotation of a GenBank genome assembly. NCBI's taxonomy places the organism in Eukaryota, Metazoa, Nematoda, Chromadorea, Rhabditida, Rhabditidae.